AUGCCGAUCACAAAUCUUGCUCUAAACGCCGCUAUCCCGGAACGAUAUCGUUAUGAGAGUUUGGACGACUUACAAGACACCCUUAUCGAGGAAACAAGAAAUAGCUAUCGUUGGGUGCCUCCAUGGCGAUCCGCUAAGGAGGCCAUUGCAACGUCCUACGGCCGAUCGAAUGUUUUCAGGCUCGAUGUCCGCUUUGGCGGUGAGGUAUAUACGGCGGAAGGUGCCGUCGUUGGCUUCUUCUCUGCCUCCGUAUCGCAAGGAAGGGACCGCGGAGAUACAUUUCUGCAUUUCCGGACGGAAAGGAAUGCUAAUACCACAAGCAGGGAAGUGAAAACGUAUAAUGUUGUUAAUGGGGGCUGCCAGACGGCUGAGGAAAGGUUGGACAGCUGGAGUAUUGGAGCCAUGCUAUUGAUCGUUUUGUACGACAGUGGGAACAAGGGAAAUGCGCAAGAACCUAUUACCCCCCCGUCGUUCGCCUCAUCGAAGAUAUCGAGCCCCGAGGAUAUGUCAAGCGUAUGA
Messenger RNA from Uncinocarpus reesii 1704, 519 nucleotides. RefSeq lists its product as uncharacterized. The record is from RefSeq and is a predicted model, not a curated record. Lineage: Eukaryota; Fungi; Ascomycota; Eurotiomycetes; Onygenales; Onygenaceae. The coding region runs from base 1 to 519 and encodes 172 amino acids. The transcript has 3 exons.